AUGGCGACCCCUCGGGCCAUGGGGCUCCUGCCGUGGAUCGUGCUAGUUCUGUUCGCUGUCCGCGCCGCAGGCUUCUAUCUUCCCGGCGUCGCUCCGGCGGACUUCCAGAGGGUGAGUUUUGCGAUCCCUUAGGUUUUCCGGGAUCUGGUGGAUCUCGAUGUGGAUUUCAUUUGGCGGAAGACUUUCUGUGUUGGCUGUCGGCCUUAGUCCUACCUUGGUCCUUUCGUGGAAUCGAAUAUUCGUGCUUAUGUUCGUGGAGUUGGCGGGAUUGUUUUUUUAACGGUAUGGUGUGGUGAGAUUUCGUGCUGCGGCAAUUCUCACGGGGAAGUACGGCAGAUUGGACACUAGUUCCUCUAUUAGGUUUAACGGUCGUUAGAGUCUACAGCGGAAGACAGUUCUCUCGGUCGUCACAAGUUAGGGUUUGUCUACUUUGUUUCGUCAAUCUAUUUAUUGCCGAUAUCUUUUAUUAUGCGUUCGAGCCAAAGCAGUGGUUUUUAUUGGUCGAAAUACUUUUGAGCUCUGCUCUAUGUCUCUAUGGUCGCAAAAAAUCAUAAUUUGGAGUUCUAGUAGAGUUUGUGAAAUAUUUGAAAAGCGUGGCCAGAUUUCAAUCUAGAAAGAGGGUCAAAGAGGAAGCAUUCAAAAGUUUUUUUCAGCCUCUGAGCCACGCUCAACAACUGAGAAAGAAGCAUGAGAGAGGUGAAGGACUCGUUGGAAAAUGGCAACACAAGAUAAGAGUAAAUUAUAUGGUAACUUAAGGCAGUUACAUACGACCCCUGAUAGAGUGGGAGUUCUAGAUCCUAUAGAAACAGUUAUUACUUCAAUCAGUGCCAGUAGUCUUCUUUGUUGUCUCUCUUUAUUGGCUGGAUCAAGAAAUGGAUUUCCAUAUUUUUGGCUAGUGAAUAAGUGGAAAGGUGCAUAUGCUGGAACGGAAAAGGAAAACAAUUAGUAAACUACAGAGAAAUAGGCAUACACUGUAAAUAAUGAUGAUAUUUGGUUGAUUCGAUUGUAUCUUUAGAGGCUUUUGUAUUUUUAAAUCAGAGGGAAUUCUCUGUUGAUUGUUAAUUAUUAGUUUCCGAUUUUCUCUGGAGGGCAAUGAUAAAGAAUAUAUUCAUGAUGUGAUCGAAUUUGAAAUUUUAAUUCGAUUGGAGUCAAUGAGCUUGUCCUAUCAUAUCUCAAAUGUAUAAAAACUUUCUUAAAUUAUGGUCACCAUUUAACAUCUUUGUUCUAUCACCUCUGAAAGAUGCGGUUCUCAUCGAAAACGUGGGUAUGUUGAAGGCUUUAAGGUUUUUGAUAGCUUUUAAAGUAAUGCUUGUUUUAGUGGUCAUUGUAGGUGUUAUGGAAUGACAUUGGUAGCGAGAAAAUGAGCAGGUGGCUGAUGACAUUUUUGUCAAUAUAGAUGUGUUUGGUGGUUGUGGUAACCAGUGGGAGCCGUCAGUGAACAUAAGUGCAAGGUGUCGUGUAUUGGUGGUUAGGGCGUAUGUGCGAACAGUCAUAAGCUGUGGGUGCAGAGAUGACGGCAGUGGUGUGGAAGGAUUGGAGUAAGAAUGGUCGUGUAGUAGCAAGCAGCAGUGAGUAGUUAGUGAUGGUGUUUAUGAGUCAUGACGAUAGGCCAUUGGUGAGGGAGGGGGGGGGGGUGCACAUUGUUUGGCGGCGUGUAAUCAGAGUGCUGAUAUUGGCAGGUAACAGAUAUAUGCACAACUGUACUUUUUGUAAACUUUCGGUAAAUCUCCGAACUAUACUUUAAUUUUUAAAGCUUUCUAGCUCAUUUAAGUUGAAACAAAAAAAAAGAAGAAGCAUAUUCUACGCUUCAGAUUUGAAACAGGGUGCUUGCCAAAUAGUAUGAGCCGGAUCAUUGCCUUACUUAUGAUACAAGAGCUCGAAUAGGUAUCAUGAAAAAUAGAAAGUGAUGUCAACGUACGUUUGGUUUCAAUUACUCAGUACUUUUAUUUCUGAAAUAAAAAUUUAUUGUGCGAUAAAUUUUUUCGUGAAGUUAUUCUUUGCAAAAUUUCUUCAAGGAGAAAGGAAUUUCCUGCUUUCAAUAGUCAAUUGCCUUCAGUUUCAUUAUUUCCAUUUCCAGAAUGUUAUAGCGAUUUAUAAUUCGUAUGAAAAUUCUUUAAUAAGAGUGAAAUAAUCAUAAUAAAUAUCGCGUGUCAUUUCUCUUUUUUAAUGUUCACAUUUACUAGUUUCAUGGUUUAUGCAAAACUUGUGUAAGUUAGUUUUUUUGAAAAAGCCACGAGACCACCCUCUGAAACUCUUUGGUGCUAUUUCUUAUGAUUCUUGGAUGCAGAAAGACAUAUUGAUGGUGAAAGUGAACAAGCUGACAUCAGUGAAGACCCAGCUUCCAUACUCGUAUUAUUCUCUCCCCUACUGCCAGCCUGAGGCUAUAAUCGACAGUGCAGAAAAUCUUGGGGAAGUUCUCCGAGGCGAUCGCAUAGAAAAUUCAGCCUAUGUGGUUAGCUGCAUUUCUGAUCUCCCUUCCUUAUAAUCAAUCCUAAAAAAUCCUAUGGAUGCGUGCUUCUUCUAGCUGAAUUUUUUUUUUUUUCUUCAACAGUUUGAAAUGAGGGAGCACCAACAGUGCAGUAUCGUCUGUAAAAAAAAACUCAGUGAAAAAGAAGCUAGUGAGCUGAAAGGAAAGAUUGAAGAUGAAUAUAAAGUCAAUAUGUAAGGCAGUUCUUUCCACUUUCUUAGGUGAAUGGGUUAAGCUUCCAUGGAGUUACUAAUGGUGGGUAUCGGUGUAUUUCAGGAUCCUUGACAAUCUUCCUCUGGUUGUACCUGUGAAAAGGUUCGGUCAGGAGGAUUUCAUAACAUAUCACCUUGGCUUUCGUGUUGGCAUGAAGGGUCAUUACGCCGGGGUAAACACUGGCCUCAUCAAGAGAAGAAAAAUUUGAUCUUUUGUAGAAAAUUAAUGGCUAUUAUAAACCGUUCUUGAAUUUCUUGUGCAGAGUAAUGAGGAAAAAUAUUUUAUACAUAAUCACUUAUCUUUUCUGGUCAAGUAUCACAAGGACGCAGAGUCAGAUCUUGCUAGAAUUGUGGGAUUCGAAGUCAAUCCCUUCAGGUAUAUGCCAUAAUUUUUCUAGUAGAUUAGCGUUGACCUUUUUGGAACACAUGAGCUCCUCUCUCUCAAACCCUUUUGUGUUGUUUUUCUUCAGUGUUAAACAUGAAUAUGAAGGGGAAUGGAAUGGCAAUAAAACCCGUUUGACCACUUGUGAUCCCCAUCUCAAACGUUCGGUGGUGAAUUCUGAGAAUCCUCACGAAGUGGAAGCUAACAGCGAGAUCAUAUUCACAUUUGACGUCGAGUUUAAGGUGAGUUUGGCCCCUUUAUCUCCAGAUUCUGAUAUAGAUGAGCUUCUUGCCACUGCUUUCAUGCCUUCUUUCUGGUUUGCAGGAGAGUGAUGUUAAGUGGGCUUCUCGAUGGGACACGUAUCUUCUAAUGGCGGAUGACCAGAUCCACUGGUUCUCGAUCGUGAAUUCUCUGAUGAUCGUCCUCUUCCUCUCGGGCAUGGUCGCCAUGAUUAUGCUGCGCACACUGUACCGCGAUAUCUCCCAGUACAACCAGCUGGAAACCCAAGAGGAAGCCCAAGAGGAAACCGGGUGGAAGCUGGUCCACGGUGAUGUCUUCCGACCGCCCACGAACUCCGACCUUCUCUGCGUCUAUGUGGGCACAGGUGUGCAGUUCUCCGGGAUGAUCCUGGUGACGAUGCUGUUCGCCGUCCUCGGCUUCCUCUCCCCCUCCAACCGCGGCGGGCUGAUGACGGCGAUGCUCCUGGUUUGGGUCCUCAUGGGGUUGACCGCUGGGUACUCCUCGGCCCGGCUCUACAAGAUGUUCAAGGGCACAGAGUGGAAGAAGAUCACCCUCAAGACGGCCUUCCUCUUCCCGGGAGUGGUGUUCGUGAUAUUCUUCUUCUUGAACGCCCUCAUCUGGGGGGAGAAGUCCUCUGGGGCCGUCCCCUUCACAACGAUGUUCGCCCUGGUCUUCCUCUGGUUCGGCAUCUCCGUCCCUCUGGUCUAUGUGGGCAGCUACAUCGGUUUCAGGAAGCCGGCCAUUGAGGACCCCGUGAAGACCAACAAGAUCCCCAGGCAGAUCCCCGAGCAGGCGUGGUACAUGAACCCGACCUUCUCGGUGCUCAUCGGAGGGAUCCUACCCUUUGGGGCGGUGUUCAUCGAGCUCUUCUUCAUCCUCUCGUCGAUCUGGCUGCACCAGUUCUACUACAUCUUCGGCUUCCUCUUCCUGGUCUUCAUCAUCCUCAUCAUCACCUGUGCCGAGAUCACCAUCGUGCUCUGCUACUUCCAGCUCUGCAGUGAAGACUACCACUGGUGGUGGAGGUCGUACCUGACCUCGGGCUCGUCGGCGCUCUACCUCUUCCUCUACGCCACCUUCUACUUCUUCACCAAGCUAGCGAUCACAAAGCCGGUCUCCGGGAUUCUCUACUUCGGCUACAUGCUCAUUGCCUCCUACGCCUUCUUCGUCCUCACGGGCACCAUCGGGUUCUACGCGUGCUUCUGGUUCACGAGGCUCAUCUACUCCUCUGUGAAGAUCGACUGA
Messenger RNA from Spirodela intermedia, 4543 nucleotides. The record is from the annotation of a GenBank genome assembly. NCBI's taxonomy places the organism in Eukaryota, Viridiplantae, Streptophyta, Magnoliopsida, Alismatales, Araceae.